AUGAAAAAUAGUAAUCAAACCAAGUUAUUGAAAUAAACCUCAUUAUCAUCAGAGGCAUCAUUAGUUAGGACUUAAAUUUCAAAUCAAUCCUAUUUAAACUCAUCUCCAGUAUUUGUUUCAAAUUAUUGAUUAGAAUUCACUAAAUCAGUUUCUUCGUUCCUCUUUCAAAGUAUAUUCAGAAAUGAAAGAAGACCUAAUAUAGAAUCAACAAUGUAAAUUAUCCUUAAGAUACGAAUAAAUUUAUUUAUUAAUGGCAACUUAGAAAUUGUUCAUGUAUCUCCAAAAAAUGUAAGAACACUAUAAAAAAUUGCAAAAACAAGAAGCAUUUUAUAUCAUUUUACGAUUAGCUGCAAUAGAUUAUAGUAAUUGUAGUAGUUUUUUCAAAUCUUCUCAAGGAUGCAAUUCACCUGGAAUUGUUUCAAAAGAUAUUGGGUAAUUCUAUAUUUUAUUAAAGAAUGGAAAGAAAAAUUCAAAAUUAACAAUUAAUUAAAAUUAUUUAGGAGCUUUAAUUGCAAAUAGCUGGUUAAGAAAUCAGCAAAGCUCUCUCUUUAUUUUAAAACAAAAUCCUAAAGGAAACAUUUCAAUAAUUAAAAUGGAUUAUUAAAGUAUCACAACAUUUGGAAAAAAUAAAAUUGAUUAUUGAAACCUCCAAUUAUAGAAAUGCUUUAAAUCAAUUAAAAUAGAAGGCAAUAUGUACAAGAAAAUUUGAGGCAGGAUUGCUAUUGCUUAAUUUGAAAAUUAAAAAAAUUAUAUUAAGCAACCAAUUUUAUUUUUUUUAUUCUUUUAAGGUUUAAUCAAUUCAGUGUUAUGCAAAAAAAACACAAAAAACAAAAAAGAAGCAAAUAGAAGUUUCUUUUAAACUAUAAGAUGAAUCUUUGAAAUUAUUGAAACUGUACUAGUUUUUUAUUAGAUACUGUUAUCGAUACCCCUUUGAUUAAUUUAGAAAGUAACAAUAUUUAAGUUUGUAAUCUGAAGUACCACUUAGAAGCAGCAACAUUUUAUAAAGAUUAUCAAAUAAUCAAAUUUCUCAAGUAAUACCGUAGUAAUAAUCCUAAAUUUUUGAGUCUAUUCACGUUGCAGAAAACUAAUCGUAAGAAUAAUAGGAAAUCUCAUAAAGUUAAGUUCAAAAACCAAAGGUGGAAAUCAAACAAAGUGGGAAAAUUGCUAGAUCCAUAAAACUAUAUUGUAUAUUAAAUGUAUAUUAUAGUGAACGAAUACGAGAAGUAAUAGUUGUAAAUCCAAUAAUCAAAAAUCAAAUUAAAACUCUACAAAAAACCCAAAGUAGCUUAAGAGAUCUAAGUGAAUAACAUAAAAAGAUAACUCAACAAUAAUAAAUAGAUUAUUUGCUUGAUUUUCUCAAUAAUAAUUUUUUGUAUUGCUUUAGUCUUUUUAUUUUAAUGA
Molecule: messenger RNA, 1401 nt
Organism: Paramecium octaurelia
Lineage: Eukaryota; Ciliophora; Oligohymenophorea; Peniculida; Parameciidae
Source: the annotation of a GenBank genome assembly